GUACACAAGGUAGAAGAGGCCCCAGCGACAAAGUUCCGAUACCCGACUCGAGUCAGGGAACCUCGAUCGCGAAAGUAACUGAGGCUAAACCAUAUUUCGCGCACUCUAACGCAUAGAAUGGUGUCCGAUGCCUCAAGAAAGACGUUUCUUUGGCCGAUUCCAUCGCACAGGCUGGCGCUGGUCCAACAUAACUAUCAGAUAUACGUAGAUUGCUUCAAUCUCAGCACUUAUGUACCUGACAGGAGGCCCGUAGGCGUGUAAGCUGCGAGCGCGUGCACCUGUCCUUAUUAGUGCCGUGCUGGCUGCCCCACAACGUGAGACCUAUGAGGCUGAGACUCUGUUAUUAUUAUAUUUGCAAAACGUGUAAGGCUGAACGGUUUCGCCGCAAGGGCGAACUUGAACUUACUUCGCGACGCCCAACCGUCCGACGUCCGAUGCACAGCCCCGACCCCCCAGCACCGGCACCCAGAUCACACAUUUUACUUAUAGUGGAGUCUGUAUCUCACGGGCGUUGGCCCGGCUAUUAUUUAAAUAAUUACGUAUGUAUUUAGAAGCUGCGUGGGCGAAAAUGAGCGAGUUUGCGUCCCUUGGAUCCCAUUUCCCCAGACUCCAAUUCCCCGAUGAGGUGCUGGGCCCCGACCCCGACCCCGACCCGGACCCCGACCCCGACCCCGACUCCUCUCGUGCUCGGCAUUUUAACACUGUACAUUGCGUCCCCUGUCACUUGACUCCCUUAGGGGCACGCUCCAUGGAUCGCAUGGCGGUCCGCUAGUGCAGGCCUGCGGUGGCACCAAGUUGACAACCACUUCACCCCAGCGAGCUCCAGCUUGCGCCAACCAUACAACGGCAGUUGCUAUAUGUAUACAAUUGAUAGCCAGGCCAAACGGCUGCGUGGCUGGACUGCUGCACUCACUCACGUGGCCCCUGGUAGCAGGGUGGCUAAAGGGGGGUUUAAGGGGUUUUGCAGGGUUUGAAAAGUUUGACAUGUCAGAAAUCAUUUGCACAGUAUAAGUCAGCUAAUAGUAACUAGAAUGAUUGUUUGAACCCCUUGUGGGUGACCGUGAUGAGAUUUGGGCACAUAGCAAUGACUUUGCAUGUCCCACUGCUUCCUCACCGUCUCCCUGGAUACGGCAUGUGACUUUCAUGGCCCUGGAUACUUGCACCACUGAGGCUUCUCAUUCGCCCAAGUUAUAAUGAAUACUGCAUUGUGCUAUCUCUCUGGGUUCGGAUCCCAUUGUUGCAACGUGGAAACUUCACGAUGGCCGAAUUCGGAGAGUUGGUAGGCCGAUAGGUCCAGAACUUCGGUUCCUAUGGACUGAGUGAAGGUGGAUGCGUGGGGUGCCUCUUGCCAAGGUCCCACAGAGAUACGGUAGGGUUAGCCUCGAUGGGACUCUUCCUUAAGGCACGCGGGACCUUGGUCCGUGCGUAGGUAUUAUUAUUAUUAUUAUUCAUUGUGCUAUGGUGCAGGCUGACAGAUUGCACAUGCACGCUGUGCAUGCACAUGCUGCUCAUUCCCCUUGUCCCCACACUGGGGGCUGAGCUGCCCAACCCAGAAUCCAACAUGCCUGCCUCGCUCAACCCUGUGCAGAACCGUUUCACAUGCAUAUAUGCACAUGUUGCCUGACCUGUUAGCAACACAAGCUAAGCGCCAUGGUGCUAGCCCCUGCAGUGCCCAAUGCAACUCUGCACAUCAGGGCAAGUGUGCCCGGCUUGCCUCUUCUCUCAUGGGUGAGGGUCAGGUAUCAUGCAGGCUGUCAAGUAAUGUGCAGCCAUGCUGACGGCAUUCAGUCUGCACCAUAUGUGAGUGAUGGGCUUUGGGAGUGCAAGCGGAAUCAGCCAUAACAGGUUGGUGUGUCAAGACCGGCGUGCCUCCUAUCUGCCUAGUUAGCGUGCCCCGGCCCCCGCAGGGGGCGCGGCGCACCUAUACGUUUCAGAAAGGGGGGGCCCCUGUCAAGUUGGUAAACACACGUUCCCGGCCCCCGCCGACUGCGCGCAGCCAUUAUUUAAGCCAUCCAUUACCCGAAGCUAUUGUACACAAGGUAGAAGAGGCCCCAGCGACAAAGUUCCGAUACCCGACUCGAGUCAGGGAACCUCGAUCGCGAAAGUAACUGAGGCUAAACCAUAUUUCGCGCACUCUAACGCAUAGAAUGGUGUCCGAUGCCUCAAGAAAGACGUUUCUUUGGCCGAUUCCAUCGCACAGGCUGGCGCUGGUCCAACAUAACUAUCAGAUACGUAGAUUGCUUCAAUCUCAGCACUUAUGUACCUGACAGGAGGCCCGUAGGCGUGUAAGCUGCGAGCGCGUGCACCUGUCCUUAUUAGUGCCGUGCUGGCUGCCCCACAACGUGAGACCUAUGAGGCUGAGACUCUGUUAUUAUUAUAUUUGCAAAACGUGUAAGGCUGAACGGUU
This is a messenger RNA of Chlamydomonas reinhardtii, 2407 nucleotides long. RefSeq lists its product as uncharacterized. The transcript is spliced from 2 exons. NCBI's taxonomy places the organism in Eukaryota, Viridiplantae, Chlorophyta, Chlorophyceae, Chlamydomonadales, Chlamydomonadaceae. The record is from RefSeq and is a predicted model, not a curated record. Bases 542 to 772 code for a protein of 76 amino acids.